AUGGAGGUGCCAGAACUCACUCGUGCUUUCUCGCCCACCGGGGGCCAGCUGGCUCCAGCUCCUGGACACCCAGGAGCCCCAGGUGGGCAGGUCUCACCUCACCUGACCCUGGGCCCUGUCAUUCUGCCACCGGAGCAGGGUCUGGCCUCUACUGUGUUCCUGAAGGCCCUGCCCAUCCCAUUGUACCACACAGUGCCUCCGGGGGGCCUCCAGCCACGUGCCCCCCUAGUGACACACAGCCUGGAUGGGGGCAGUGUACCCCUUAUUCUCAGCCCCCUGCUGCGGCCUGAAGGACCCGGCCCUACCCAGGUGGGGAAGCCAGCGGCCCCGGCACUCACUGUGAACAUUGUGGGCACUCUGCCUGUCCUGUCGCCGGGCCCGGGGCCCAUGCUGGGGAGCCCGGGCAAGGUACGGAAUGCCGGCAAGUACCUUUGCCCACACUGUGGCCGGGAUUGCCUGAAGCCCAGUGUUUUGGAGAAGCACAUCCGGUCCCACACGGGUGAGAGGCCCUUUCCGUGUGUUACCUGUGGUGUCGCCUUUAAGACCCAGAGCAACCUGUAUAAGCACAGACGCACCCAGACCCACCUCAACCACUCUCGGCUGUCCUCGGAGUCUGAUGGCGGUGGGGGCAGCCUCCCGGAGGAGGGGGACAAGGCUGGAGAGAGCUCCAGAGCGGAUGGCGUGGGGGACGGCAGCAGCCAGAGGGUGGGUGGUGGGGCCCGAUCGGAGAGACCCCUCUCUGUAGGCGCCCAGGGUGCUGGGCAGUGCCCAGCGCCUGCCAUGCCCCUGUCUUCUAUUGCCAAGACCCUGGCUCUGAAGUUGGAAGCUGUUCCCUGUCCAGGGUCCGCAUUUGCUGACAGAGAGACCCCCGUGGACUCUGCCCGCACGGCCUCCCCUGGGCUUGCCCUGGCUGGCUCCCAGCCGAGGCGGAAGCUGCCAGAGCAGAUGUCCCCGACUGCUGGCCGGCUGUGCUCCCUGCAGCAGCAGCAAGCGGCCACGUCCUCGGAGAAGCCCUGGGACGCCAAGGCCUUGGAGGGCCGGCUGCGGAAGUGUGAGAGCACCGACUCGGGCUACCUGUCCCGCUCUGACAGCGCAGAGCAGCCGCCGGCCCCCGGCAGCCCCUUGCACAGCCUGUCGGAGCACAGUGCCGAGUCUGAGGUGGAGGUGGCCCUGGGGCCUGGGGGGCCUAGCCUGCAGCUGGAGAAGAAGCAGCUGGAGGAGCGCAUCGCCUGGCUCAUCUCCCACAAUCAGGCCGUGGUGGAUGAUUCCCAGCUGGACAAUGUGCGGCCCCGCAAGACGGUCCUGUGCAAGCAAGGCAGCAUCGACCUGCCCAUGCCCUACACCUACAAGGACUCCUUCCACUUUGACAUCCGGGCGCUGCAGCCAGGCCAGAGGAAACCCGCUGCCCUCAGCUCGGCCCGUUCCACCUUCACCCCCCCAGACAAGGCACGGCCACUCUUCUUUCACUCUGUCCCCGCUCAGCUCUCCACCACCGUGGCAUGUGUGCCCGUCACCAGGAGCAACUCACUGCCCUUUGUUGAGGGCACCAGGAUAUGGCAGGAGCCCCCGGGCCCCCGGGCCGCCUGCCCCAGGAGGCAGAAGCCUCUAAGCCCCAGGCCUGCCCCCGCCCGACUGGUGGAUGUCCCCAGCGGCCACCCCCGGGCCCUGGUCAGACAGGCUGCCGUGGAGGAUCUGCCAUGCCCCCCCACUGGAGACAGCCAGGUGCCUGCAGAGGACUCGGAUAGAAACAGAGCUGCUGCUGGGGAGGGGGCAGCCAGCAAGGGCAGAGCAGGCAGUAAGAAGUGUAGCCAGAGGAAGCUGAAGAUGUUCUCCCAGGACAAGUGGCAGGUGUAUGGGAAUGAGACAUUCAAGAGAAUCUACCAGAAAAUGAAAAACAGUUGCCACAGAGGGAAGAAGGCAAGGGAGAUGACCCUGAGUAGUGGGACAGAGCUGGCCUUUCCUCUCCAGGAAGAGUUAGCAGGGAAUGAGGGCACAGUCCCGUCCCAGGACAGGAUGACCCCUGUCCAUGGGGACACAGCUGUGGGGGCCAAGCCAGGGCCUUGCCAAAGUCCACUGGCCCCGGAGGGCUUCUUGGUGAUGGAGUCCCCCAAACAGAGGGAGAUGGUGGCCAGAGCAGGAGGCAGUGACCAGCCUAGGGUGAGCAGGGCCACCUCGCCCCCCACCCUCAGCUGCAGAGAACCCCGCUGUUUGGGCAGCAAGAGCCCCCUGCUUUCUCCAAAUGGGAGGCUGGAGCUGGGGUGUCAGCUGCCUGCAGCACCUGGUCCCCUCAGGGGAGGUGACCUAGAGGCUCCCAAGCUGAUUUUGCCAGACCCUAAGAUGGAAGAAGGCACCCGUGGUGGUGGGGACAAGAAGGAGACCUGUCAGUGGACCCAAACUGUGCCGAGGCGGCCCAGUGGUAGCUCUGGGGAGUCCCAGCCCUCAGAGGACAAGCUCCCCUCAGAGAGGAAGAAGCUGAAGGUGGAGAAGCUGAGCUGCCAGGAGCAAUCAGAGCCUCUGGGAACAGAAAGAGAGGCCCCAGGUGGCCCCGUGCAGGCCACCUCCCCGCCAUCUCAGAACCAGGACUGUGACCCUGGGGAUAAGCCAGGGGAGCUGCAUGAGAGUGCUGAUGGCGUGGCCAGGGGCAGGGCUGGGCAGCCGGGCAGGCCCUUGGAGCUUUCCGGCGCCCCCUCUGCUGCUCCUUCUGUGGCCCUGAGGCAGCUCUUCUGCCCAGUGGCCUCAGGGAUGGUGGCCCAGCCUGAAUGGAAGAAAGGACCACCGUGGAGGAAGGCGAAGAUGUUUCGGGGGAGUGGCAAACAGAAGCUGAGCAUCCGCUCCAGAAGGUAG
This is a messenger RNA of Leptonychotes weddellii (Weddell seal), 2844 nucleotides long. The record is from RefSeq and is a predicted model, not a curated record. NCBI's taxonomy places the organism in Eukaryota, Metazoa, Chordata, Mammalia, Carnivora, Phocidae.